CCAGAUUAUAUGUAACUACCAUUUAUAUUAGCAUUCGUUACAUCAGUAUAAUUUAACAUUAUGACUGGAUUAAUUUUAAUUUUCUCCUUGCUAUUAAUUCUGUCGUCAAAUAUAGAAGGUAAAUGUAAUGAAGAAGGUGAAGCAUGUAGCAAAACAUUGGGAACUCGUUGUUGUGGUGAAUUAUAUUGUAAGCUAUUCAAACCACUUAAAGGUAGAUGUACCAAUCCAAAACUUAGACAUUCAACAACCUGGUAGACUACUAUGUUUAACCUUUGCUAAAAAUAUCAUUCAUUUUGCCAAUAUGUUGAGCAAUUAAAUUUCGUUAAACAAGUAAAAAAACUCUGAUUUCAAUCAAUAUAAGACUUCUUUGUUCUAGUAACCUGUAAGAUAGGAUCUUAAGCAAAAGAUUACUAUUAUCUGCUAUAAUAUUACUAAAUUCCAUUAGUUAGUCUAUAUGAUGUUAUUAAAACUGCUUGGGAAUUUAGAUCAAACGAUAAGUGAUGUGUAAAAUCCUGAAAUCAAUCCACGAGAUAUGUCUACAAAAUACGGUACGAUGAUUAGUGACAACAUAAAUAACGGAUCUUACAAACCUUGAUUUGUAAGGUAUAAGGGAUGUUUACACACAUCGAAGUAUGAUCAAAGAAGUAUUUCCCGUAGUAGUUGUGUAAGAAUAAUUUACAAAGAAAUACGAUAUGUUAAGUAAAAGCCAGUAGGUU
Schistosoma rodhaini is the source of this 716-nucleotide messenger RNA. The record is from the annotation of a GenBank genome assembly. NCBI's taxonomy places the organism in Eukaryota, Metazoa, Platyhelminthes, Trematoda, Strigeidida, Schistosomatidae.